AUGAACCCAGCGGGCUCAGACUCCACUCCUGUUACCCAGGAUCCAGUUCGAUCUGCCAUCCAAGCCCAAGGUCACAGAAUCCACAAACAGGAGGAACUACUUGGACAACUACGUGGCGACUUACAGAGGAUGGCGGACCAACAGGAGUCCAUGAUAGCUGCCUUCACAAGCCAACUUAACAUGUUGGCAGAACGGUUAAGUCCCAGCCAAGCCAACCCAGACUCAGCCUCAGUAAGCGCAGCUUCAUCUGCUCCACUGGUACCACCUCUGCGACAGAGAGGUCAGAGAGUAACUGAUUAUGCUAUACAGUUCCGGACUCUAGCGGCCGAGAGUGGAUGGAAUCCAACUGCACUGUUCGAUGCAUUUCUGAAUGGACUUAAUGACCAUGUGAAAGAUCAGCUGGCCCCCCUUGACCUACCUGAGACUCUGGAUGAGCUCAUAGCACUGGCUAUCAAGAUUGACAGGCGGCUAAUAGAGCGGGAGCACGAGAAGUGUCGUAGGAUUCCUCAACAGUAUAGGGGGCCGUGUUUCUCACCAGCCCAGGGAGCAGCUAACUCUGAAACCCCUGCCCCGUAUCCUAGAGAGGACGAGCCAAUGCAGCUAGGACGCACUCGUUUGACACCCGAAGAACGAGAGAAGCGUAUGAGGGAGGGGCGCUGCUACUACUGUGGGGGAUUUGGUCAUUUCUCAGCCACAUGCUCGGCAAAAGCUCGGGCUCGCCAGUGA
Knipowitschia caucasica is the source of this 726-nucleotide messenger RNA. NCBI's taxonomy places the organism in Eukaryota, Metazoa, Chordata, Actinopteri, Gobiiformes, Gobiidae. The record is from the annotation of a GenBank genome assembly.